Drosophila biarmipes is the source of this 600-nucleotide messenger RNA. RefSeq lists its product as uncharacterized. Bases 37 to 552 code for a protein of 171 amino acids. NCBI's taxonomy places the organism in Eukaryota, Metazoa, Arthropoda, Insecta, Diptera, Drosophilidae. The transcript has a single exon. The record is from RefSeq and is a predicted model, not a curated record.
CGUAGCCUGUGCCCUAGCAUUCAAUGGGACUGUCACAUGGAGACCCUCGAACAAAAGGCCAGAGAAAGAAAAACGAGCUCGAAUUAUUGUGCAAAAUUUCCAGUGAGUAGCGAAAUGGACCUGCAUGACAGCUUGACAAGCAGCCAAAUUAGCAAGUUUGAGGAUUUUGAGGCGGCAGCAGGGGCAAAAAAGAAUACAUCCCACAAUCCCUCUGAAUAUUUCCUUCGGGGCGUCGAGAAGUGGCAGCAACUGUCUCCAAAACAGAAGAUCAAGUACCUAAUAAAAAUGAGAGUUCAGACAUCGCAGGAGCGAAAAACCAGGGAGCUGGCAAUGAAGAAAAAUUCUAGGGAAAACCCACUUCAAAAUAUUCGCAGCAGAAAACUAAGGCCCAAACGCAAAGUAAUUCUGGUGGAACCCUCUUCGAGGAUUCUGCGUCCCAAGAUGAUAGCCCGACGACCAACUCCGUUGCCCAGUCCUCGGAAAAGACAGGAAAACCGUUCAAAGACUCUGCCAAAAUAUGUUCCAUAUCGUCAAAAGUCAUCGAAGUUGUGAUAAUUUUAUGUUUAUUAAAAAUUUGGUAUUAAAAACAUAUUUUAUUGA